AUGGAGGCCGAGUCUCAAGCAGAGAACAUGAAUGAGGAACAAACCUACGAAUGGGAAAGCAUAACAGCAGAGCUAAACAUCACAAAACCAGUGAAUGAGAUUCAAAUAUGUAACGUCCUAGGCAAGAGUCUCGACAAACUGGAAAAAUGGGAAGCAUUCUACGAAAUGUACGCGAAACGGAUGGGUUUCGGCACAAGAAAAGAUGAUGUACGACGUUCUCACAGAGUCAUUGUAAUGCGCAGGUCGAUGAACUCCGUUGGAAUUAAAACUGCCAACAUAAUGUCUCAUGUUGCUUUGCAAAGUGGAGGUUAUGAGAGAAUGCCAUGUCAACUUCGAGAUGUCUACAACAGGGUUGCUGGUGCCAAGCGAGAAGAAAAGAUAGAGACGGACUCGGAAGGAGCGUUGGGAUUUCUUGAUUGUCUCGCAGAGAGGGAUCCAAAUUUCUUCGUUGUAUAUGAGGUGGACGAGGAGAAUCGAUUGGCUAACUUAUUCUGGGCAGAUGGAAACUCACGUGUCGACUAUGUGGCUUUUGGGGAUGUACUAGGGUUUGAUACCACCUACAUGACAAAUGAGUACAAUAAGCCUCUCACUGUUCUCAUUGGCGUAAACCACCAUUACAACACAUGCAUCUUCGGGUUCGCUCUCCUCCUCCACGAGAAGCUUCCAUCCUAUCGUUGGCUACUUCAAAAAUUUCUCGAAUGCCAUGGAGAUAAGAAGCUAAAUGUUGUAGUUACUGACCAAGAUGUGGCCAUGAAACAGGCCAUCAUGGAACACAUGCUUGAUGUUACACACCGUCUAUGUGCUUGGCAUCUCAAUACAAAUGCUUCCAAAAAGGUUAAAGAUCCGAUCUUCUUGAAAAGAUUUAAAGAUCUAAUGUACAACUACUACGAGGAGGAGGAUUUUGAAGCAAGAUGGUUAGACGUCGUCGAAACCCAACAACUAACAGAUAAUGAAUGGUGCCAAACAACAUUCGACACAAGAAAACAAGGCGUAAACUUAUUUAAGGGGUUCAUUCGUUGCGGUGAAUGA
This is a messenger RNA of Cannabis sativa, 1029 nucleotides long. RefSeq names its product protein FAR-RED IMPAIRED RESPONSE 1-like. Bases 1 to 1029 code for a protein of 342 amino acids. The transcript has 2 exons. NCBI's taxonomy places the organism in Eukaryota, Viridiplantae, Streptophyta, Magnoliopsida, Rosales, Cannabaceae. The record is from RefSeq and is a predicted model, not a curated record.